AUGGGCGUCACUGAUGAUACGGGUGAAACACCUUUACACAUAGCAGCACAAAUUGGCGAAGCAAAAUUUUGUGAAGAAUUACUUAGGUUUGAAACUAUUCGUGCUAAGUUUUGUAAACGCACGGGACGACAAACUCAGCUAUCGCUCUGGUCUAUUGCUGCUUUUGAAGAUGGUGAUGGUGGUAACAGAAGCACAACACAAGUACUAAGAAAUCGAAUUCAAGAUGCCGAGGAGCAAGAAAAUGAUGACAAUAAUAUGGAGGAGACACAUGAAGAUCGUCAGGUACUAGAUUUGCAUAAUAGAGGGUGCAAUGUACAGCCAAAAUCCAUCCCUAAUGUAUUGCGGUGA
Molecule: messenger RNA, 348 nt
Organism: Didymodactylos carnosus
Lineage: Eukaryota; Metazoa; Rotifera; Eurotatoria; Philodinida; Philodinidae
Source: the annotation of a GenBank genome assembly